UGAAAUGACAAAAAGUUGAUUUAUUUCUCAGAGGCUGCAGCUCAGCACAUCCAGCCAAAUUUGCAUGUCUCCGUGCGUAAGCGCAUGUUUCUGUGGGUGAGGACACAUAUGGUGAUGAGACUGAGCACAUGUGUGAUUGUAAUCUCUGAAGAGGAGGUGUGGUUGCCUCCUCCUUCUUUUGGAUCUCAGAACUGAAUAUUCAACAGCGUUUUGCCUCAAGCUUUUCAUCGAACGUCAGUUUUGUCUGUGAAACGUCCUCGGGUUGUUCGAUUUUAAUACUUUACCUGGCAUUGGUCUUCUGACAUCUCUCUAAAAUGAGUUUCAGAAGUGAUAUGGAUGAGACAGAAGAUGGGAGCAACAGAGAGUUUGAGAGCGUGGAGAUGAAUAAGCUGCGUCAGAGCCUGCGCAGGAAGAAGCCCACGUACGUGCCGGAGGCCAGCCGGCCGCACCAAUGGCAGGCGGACGAAGAGGCUGUACGAAAGGGCAAAUGCAACUUUCCUGUCCGGUACCUUGGUCUGGUGGAGGUAGAGGAAUCCAGAGGGAUGCAUGUGUGCGAAGAAGCAGUUAAAAAACUGAAAGUGAGUGGGAAAAAAACUGUCAAGGCUGUGCUUUGGGUGUCUGCUGAUGGCCUGAGAGUAGUGGACGACAAAACCAAGGACCUCAUUGUUGACCAGACCAUUGAGAAGGUGUCCUUCUGCGCACCUGACCGUAAUUACGACAAGGCAUUCUCCUACAUCUGUCGUGAUGGAACGACUCGUCGCUGGAUCUGCCACUGCUUCAUGGCCUUGAAGGACUCGGGUGAACGUUUGAGUCAUGCGGUUGGAUGUGCCUUCGCUGCUUGCCUUGAGCGGAAGCAACGCAGAGAGAAGGAGUGUGGGGUCACAGCUUCCUUCGAUGCAAGCCGCACAUCGUUUGUGAGAGAAGGCUCCUUCCGCGUCUCCUCAGCUGGACAGCAGAGUGACCGAGAGGACAUCAUGAAACAACUGCAAGACAAAAAGAAAGAAGUGUGUGGAAUUUCUGCAGUGCCACCUGGAAAUGCAUCUCCUCCAGAAGGAUCGGCGUCACCGGGGGAGCGAGCGGAGCCGGGCGGGCCUCACGCCAUCCCACGCCGCCACGCUCCUAUUGAGCAGUUGGUGCGGCAGGGCUCUUUCCGCGGCUUUCCACAACUAAGCCAGAAGAACUCACCUUUCAAACGGCAGCUCUCCCUACGCUUGAAUGAUCUCCCAUCAACCCUGCAGCGCAAGACAGAUUUCCAGACCAAGAACCCAGUUCCAGAGAUGGAUCUAUCAGUGGCAGGAGAGGUGGACAGCAUAAAUGCUCUGUGCAGCCAAAUCAACAGCUCUUUCACCAAACCAUCUGAGGAUCUGUGUGCCAAAGUCACCAGCAACUGUUUACCAGUUUGCAGCGCUCCACCUGCCAUUCCCCCUCCACCUGCUCCACCGCAAGCUACAAGCUCAUGGGUUCAGACAGAGCCGGCUGUCCAAUCUCCUCCACCCGUUCCUCUUGGCGGCCACAAACGAACCCCGUCCGAGGCAGAACGCUGGUUGGAGGAAGUGGCUAAAGCAGUGAAAGCCCAGCAGCAGACUCCACCGACCAUUCCACCACCACCUACUCAGCAACCUCCGCCGGUGCCCCCCAUAUCCAUCGCAUCCGGUUCCCUCCCCUCCUCCAUGCAGUCAUUCCCAAUGGCCUUUGAUGUUACCCCCGCACCCUUAGGCAUGUUUGCCCAACAGCCCCUUCAACCGACGUUUGUACCUAUGCAGUCGUACAUGCCCAAUCUGGCCAACAGCAUGACCUAUCCCAAUGCCAGUGUGCCUGUUGUUGGCAUCACACCAUCACAGAUGGUGGCUAAUGUAUUCUGCUCUGCGGCCGGGACAGGGGGUGGUGGAGUGGCGAUGGGGGUCGGGAUGGGGCCGAAGACGGGUACGCUUGGUGGUGGCCAACAAUCAGCUUCCCCCGCCCUGUCCGGGGGUUUCCCAACCACCACGUUCGCAUCUCCUCCGACCGUCAACGGCCAUCUGCAUAACUCCUUUCCAUCAACGACUACGAGUGUCAUACAAAAUGGAAGUACCGUAAAAAGCGGCACUAGUUGGCCGAUGGAGAGUUUGAAUCUGAAUACCACAUGCAAUUCACAGGAAGCAGAGCAUUUUGAGGCAAAGUGGGCUGCUCUGGAGUCCAAAUCCCAACCGAAGGCGCCAAACCCUUUUUCGAAUGACUUACAAAAGACUUUUGAGAUUGAACUAUAAUCGUUAGGAGACUCUGAACCAUUUCAUACCCCAUUCCCCUUCCCCUUUUUUGUCUCCUAAAGGGUUUUCUUAUGCUCAAGGACAUUGGUUGAUGUAAGAGAUCAUUCGGUUGCAUUUUGCGUCAUUUCGAGAAUCAGACUCAAGA
Molecule: messenger RNA, 2391 nt
Organism: Carassius carassius (crucian carp)
Lineage: Eukaryota; Metazoa; Chordata; Actinopteri; Cypriniformes; Cyprinidae
Product: numb-like protein
Exons: 9
Coding region: 315-2246 (643 amino acids)
Source: RefSeq, a predicted model, not a curated record